Molecule: messenger RNA, 1338 nt
Organism: Morone saxatilis (striped sea-bass)
Lineage: Eukaryota; Metazoa; Chordata; Actinopteri; Moronidae
Source: RefSeq, a predicted model, not a curated record
AUGGAGGUCGUCCAAAGGCGGCGCAGCCCCAAAAGGCUGGCAGCGCACGCCCAAAGCGGCGGCCACCACGCCAAAGGCGGUUGGCCCACGCCCGACGGCCUCUCCGCCUUCCCCUCAGCCUGGAAUGACGCCCCAGGGCUCGAGGGUCUCAGGAGCAGAUGGCGGACAGGCGGAAUCGUGCAGCCCCUUGGCGCAGGCGGGUCGGCCGCCCCUCGCCGCCUGCUCGCAGCAUCACCAGCCCCAGCCUCGGCGCCGCGCUGGAAUGCGCCGCAGCGAGAGCACCUCUGCUCCGCAACGACUCCCGGGGGCUGCGGGCCGCGAAGGGCGUGGGAGCGCGGCCCGCCCGAGCCGCUCGGCCUGCCUGCUCUCCCCUCAGGCCGCUCAACCUGGGAGCACGAGAAAAAACCUUCUUCCAAGUCCGACUACAAGUACAGCCGCAGUUCGAGUAACCUGCAGCCCGAGCCGGAGGGAGCGUGCUGGAGAAGUUACCGGGAGGACGUUACUCUUCCUCGAACAGGCGUUGGAAUAUGGAGUGCGUCACCUGAGGAAGUUCGGCUCCUAGAAACUUCGAGGAAAGGACGGCCGGCAGCGUCCUCCCGAAAAGUGCAAUCUGGGGCCGUACGCAAUAUCUGCAGAAGGAAGCUGCGUGAGAGGUUGUUGGGCUCGUCUGACGAGCUGCUGUCUCAGGCGUGGGUGAUGGUGGUGGAGAGCUGUCGUCCCACUCUGACCAUCAACCGGGGAGCUCGGCAGCACUGGCUGGAGGGGAUGCUUGAGACACGAGGAUAGGUAAUCUUCACUUCAUACCUGCGAGGGGUGAACAACAACCUGCAGCCGUGGGCCACCGCCGAUGGCAGGAAGCAGUUCGGCCUCAAACCCAAUCCCACGGAGGAGGGCCUGGCCAGCCUGCACAGCGUGUUGCUACGGAAACAGCCCUACCUGUGGGCGAGCGGCUCUGCUCUACUACACGGUGUACACGCCACCAGCAUGAGCUUCAGCCAGCUCUUCAGCCACAUCGCUCGCUUCGUCCAGGACCCGGACGUCCGCUGGGAGUACUGCCUGCGAGCCAAGGAGGGACAGACGGACACCUCGCAGCCCGGCUGCUUCAGUAAAGACCAGGUCUACCUGGACGGGAUCCUCCGAAUCCUUCGGCACCGAAGGACCAUCGACUUCAAGAUGUUGACCUCUUUGGGAAAGGUGUCUUUUGAAGACCGUGGAGAGGCUUCGCCAUCUGGCCGUGUUUCCUCGACCAGAAUCCCUCACUUCAUGCGAGAGGACGGCUACCGGCAACAUCUGGAUCACAUGGUCGCCGUCAACGACGCUGGACGGACUCUGCGCUGA